Molecule: messenger RNA, 306 nt
Organism: Chrysochloris asiatica (Cape golden mole)
Lineage: Eukaryota; Metazoa; Chordata; Mammalia; Afrosoricida; Chrysochloridae
Gene: URM1
Product: ubiquitin related modifier 1
Exons: 5
Coding region: 1-306 (101 amino acids)
Biological process (GO): protein urmylation; tRNA thio-modification
Cellular component (GO): nucleus; cytoplasm
Molecular function (GO): protein tag activity
Source: RefSeq, a predicted model, not a curated record
AUGGCAGCGCCCUUGUCAGUGGAGGUGGAGUUCGGAGGCGGCGCAGAGCUCCUGUUUGAUGGUGUAAAGAAGCAUCAGGUCACCUUGCCUGGGCAGGAGGAGCCCUGGGACAUCCGGAACCUCCUUGUGUGGAUCAAGAAGAAUUUGCUAAAAGAACGGCCAGAGUUGUUCAUCCAAGGAGACAGUGUGCGGCCAGGAAUUCUUGUGCUGAUUAAUGAUGCCGACUGGGAACUACUGGGUGAGCUCGACUACCAACUUCAGGACCAGGACAGCGUCCUCUUCAUAUCCACGCUGCAUGGAGGCUAA